Plutella xylostella (diamondback moth) is the source of this 952-nucleotide messenger RNA. RefSeq names its product sodium/potassium-transporting ATPase subunit beta-2. Gene Ontology annotation, cellular component: sodium:potassium-exchanging ATPase complex. Gene Ontology annotation, molecular function: ATPase activator activity. Lineage: Eukaryota; Metazoa; Arthropoda; Insecta; Lepidoptera; Plutellidae. Gene Ontology annotation, biological process: sodium ion export across plasma membrane; intracellular sodium ion homeostasis; potassium ion import across plasma membrane. The record is from RefSeq and is a predicted model, not a curated record.
CCCCCUAUUUUCGCACUAGCGGGUGGACGCGCGACAGUCGCGUAUCUCCUGGCAUCCAGGAAGCAGUGUCUUUGCCUGUUCAGAAAAAAAAACAAAAUGGGACUUGAAAAGAGAACGGUGAAAAUUAUAGUGAUAGUGCUGGUUGUUUUUCUUAUAAUCGGUGGCAUUGUGGGUCUUCUUCUAGGACUACUGUUGAACCAGCGCUAUGUCGAGCUGGAGGUGUGGCCGCGCUCGGACGACUACAACUGGGACCAGCCGCUGAUCCAGUUCCGCGCCAGCGACCCCGGCACCUGGCAGCACUGGAUCCGACGCAUCAACGACUUCCUGUCCGUAUACGAGACCAACGUCCCCGAGGAGCCGGCCCGCGCGCCCUGCUCGACCCGCAACCGGCAGGAGCAGCAGCUACGCUCGCCCAACUGUGACAAUGCCAUGCGCAUGUGGGCGCCAUGCACCAUAGACAACUACUACGGGUAUGCUGAUGGCAAGCCGUGCGUGUUUCUCCGGCUGUCUCAUGUGCACUAUUGGGUCCCAGAGCCUUACAACAUGUCUAUGCCCCUUCACAUCCCGCCGGAAAUGCCUGAACACCUGAAACAGAUUAUGCGUCUACGCCCAGCACAUCAGUUCGGGGACUACGUCUGGGUUACGUGCGAGGGUGAAUUCAACUCUGACCAGGAGAACAUCGGGCCAAUCUCGUACAUCCCAGCGGGGCUGCCUCCAGGCUUCCCCACCACCAGGCUGCACACGGCUGACCGCAUCCCGCGCAACGCCCGCGCCCUCCCCGACCGCGACCCCGGACCACUUGUAGCCGUACUGUUUGAGAACCCAAGACGAGGUGUUUUGAUCAACGUGGAAUGUCGCAUCUGGUCGCGAGACAUCUACUACGACCGCUCUAGCCGUGUGGGACGCGCUCGUUUCGAACUUUAUGUCGAUUAAAUGAUUGAAAACAAAAUAA